UCUAGAGGUUGGGCAUAGCAUGGAUCAAAACAUCUUGUGCAUUCCACAGACCAGAAAGAGACCAGCAACAUAGGGAACCCAGGUAGAUACAUCUUCCAGAAUGCUGAAGCAAUUUCUUCUUGUGUCCAUCUUCCUCCAACUCCUAGUGAACUGUAAGGGACAGGCUUGCUCGGAGCACAGAGAGACCAUAAGAACCCUUCGACAAGUCCAGAAACUCCUCACGGAUCACGAGUCGUCCUAUCUGAAGGAGCUGAAAUCCCUGACUCGGAAACUCACACGGCUGGGGGCAGAUCUGGUGAAAGCAGACUCCAGAGAACAGAACUGUCCUCCUUUAAAAGCCCCUCGCCAUGGUCGAAAACUGGGGGCGGGAAUGAAAUUAGGACAUGAGAUGCAUUUUGUGUGUGACCCAGGGUACCUACUACUUGGAUCGGAAACCAGAAUCUGUCUGGAAAACCAGACCUGGAGCGGGCAGAGUGCAGUGUGUACAGCUGUGACAAACACAUCGUCCCCAUUUCAACGUCCUGCAAAAUGUUCCUCUUACUAUGGUACUCAGCACUGUACCUGCGACCCAGGCUUCCUGAUCCAGCCUGGAGCUCUGUGCCAGGAUCUGGAUGAAUGUACUGUGUUUCAAAGCAAGCCUGGGUCCAAAAUAUGUGUUUACGAAUGUGUAAAUACUGCUGGCUCUUACCGAUGUGUUUGUCCCCGGGGCUAUGUUCUGGACACAGCGCAGAACAGGUGCCAAGAUAUCGACGAGUGUGUCUCAGACCAAUCUGCUUGCCCUGGCAGUGACCUCUGUGUCAAUUUGUUUGGUGGUUUUAUCUGCGCCCACCCGGAAUGCCCUAAAUCUAAACCCAAUGUCACCUACGUAAGAACAUCAGGCCAUCAGUGUGAGCGGACCCCCUGCCCUGUGGGAAACAGCAAUUGCCUGGAAGCCCCUCACUCCAUCUCUUUCCAUUACCUGGCGGUGCAGUCCCAGCUUUCUGUGCCGAGAGUCCUAUUCACCAUGACCGCUCCACAUUCGCUGGGAGGCAGCCAACGCUUCUCCAUUGUAAAGGAAAAAGGGCAGCGUUUUCUGCAGGUGCGCCAAGCCGGCAGACACCGCGGGGAACUAGUCCUAAACCGCUCUAUCACUGGCCCUUCAGAGCUGCAGGUGGAGGUGGAAAUGUCGGAAAUGUCAGCCCAAGGAAUUCUGGGAAAACACAUAUUUACUGUCACAGUCUACGUUUCCCAGUACCCUUUCUAAGAACACGUUCCUCUGGGAGGAAAGGGGUUACACUGGCAGGUGAUAACAAUAAUCAUGGCAGCCAAGCAUCCCGCAUAAUGCUCUUACACCCAUAACGCUGGCAAAGCAUCAUGGGAGGUGUAGUCCAAAACAUCUGGAGUGCCGAAGGUUGCCUAUGCCUGCCCUAUAUCAUAAGCUAGAGAGGUAGGUCCCCAGCAGAGGGUUAAAUGAUUAGCCGAAAUCCGGAGCAGAAGGAUAUUUACUGCUGGUUUGCUAUGCUUUAAAUAAACAGUUCAGUCUGCUAAAUAAACUUGUUUAUGUUUGUAAGAUUUCUAAAAAGCCAUGUGUCCGCGGCUGCUGUAUAGAGGUUUAUGGAGUUCUACCAGAGACAGGGAGGCCAACUGCGGGCAGACGUAAAUACAAACCCAAUGGAAGACAGUCUGUAAAAGUACAUUUUAACUGGAGGAAGAGAAAGAAAUACCUAAAAGGGAAUGACUGGAUUUUUUAUUCUCGGACAUACAGGGCUGUGACUGGAUCGUUUAUUGAGGCUCACACUGGGACAUGUCUGGCUGCCUGCCUGGAGGGGCAUUUGGUGGAAUCCAGUGCAGACACCUCGACAAAGGGCAGCUUGUUGGUUGAAUCAAGGGGACAGUGGGAGGGAUUAGGCCAAGCUAGAAAUCUGGCCAGUAAAUAAAAACACCAAAGACAAUCAGCAUCUGCAAACUAAAAUUUCAGGAGAAAAAAAAAACAAGUCAAACUAAACCCUAGCUGCCCACAAACAGCAGCAUGAAAACGUUCACCUCAAUCAAAUCACGUGAAAUGUCCUUUUCAACAAACAUAAGGAACUGCACUCAAUCCCAUCAAUCUGAGCCAGGUGCAACCAAACCAGGACCAAGAACCAGGUUCCAAUGGCAAUAGCAUAUAGUACAAAGAUGGUUCAGGCACUCCAAGGUUUUAGAAAUGGCUAAUUUAUUGAAACCUAAAGCAACGUUUCGACCUUGUGGUCUUUGUCAAGCUCACAAAUCAAUCUGCCAUUUCUGAACCUUGGAGUGCCUGAACCAUCUUUGUACUUCAUGAAUAUUCGUCUGAAUUUCCUUUUGGAGGAUCACAGCUCCUGCUCUGGGCUCCCAGGAACACACGCCGGGUACAGCAGGAUACGUGGAAUCUGGAUUAAGAUCAUGUAACAGGCAGCAUGCUUAUACGCAUAUUUUAUUGCUAUUUAUUUACAGUAACAAUAAAAAUGACCAUAUAAAACAAUCCUGUUAUAAGUUGUAUAGGUUAGCGGCAAUAAGGCACUCACCUCUCUCCUAUGCUUGAAAUGCCUUAUUGCCCUGAAAGCUGUAAUACUGCACUGGGAGUCAGAAUAAACAGGAGUGUAUCAAUCACCUCUACUAUAAGGUUACCCCAAACAGCCCACCAUCAGCACAUUGCCCCAUUACCGUCCCCUGAACAUCGCCUGAUCUGUAGGAAAGAAAGUGGAGCCCACUGCUUCCUGUCUGCAGAUUACAUGAUUGGAGCCUCCACUAAAUGGGAAUAUAAAGUGCAUUUAAAUAAAUGAACCCUCUCUGAAA
Molecule: messenger RNA, 2793 nt
Organism: Pelobates fuscus (common spadefoot toad)
Lineage: Eukaryota; Metazoa; Chordata; Amphibia; Anura; Pelobatidae
Product: fibulin-7-like
Exons: 8
Coding region: 101-1243 (380 amino acids)
Molecular function (GO): calcium ion binding
Source: RefSeq, a predicted model, not a curated record